This is a messenger RNA of Homarus americanus (American lobster), 2084 nucleotides long. RefSeq names its product bile acid-CoA:amino acid N-acyltransferase-like. The record is from RefSeq and is a predicted model, not a curated record. The coding region runs from base 127 to 1515 and encodes 462 amino acids. The transcript has 5 exons. Gene Ontology annotation, biological process: fatty acid metabolic process; acyl-CoA metabolic process. Gene Ontology annotation, molecular function: fatty acyl-CoA hydrolase activity. NCBI's taxonomy places the organism in Eukaryota, Metazoa, Arthropoda, Malacostraca, Decapoda, Nephropidae.
GACCAGCAGGGGAUCUCGGAGCAGCAGCGGGCCCCAGAGGGACGCGGGCGCAUUGGCCCACUGGCAUGUGGACACGCAGUGGCGCCUAUCAACCACUGCCCUGCUGAGUUGCGGAUUAACCUUGGUAUGGCAGAUGUAACAAAUAAGAGUGGACGGGUAGAGGGACGUGGUGGAGGCCUGGUGUUGCAGGUGGAGCCCCGCGUGUGUUUACAUGAUGUGUCUACCAUCAUCCGUGUGACUGGUGUGGAUCCUCACAGCCCCAUCACCCUGCGAGCUGACACGUACACUGAUGGUGGCGAUAAGUUCAGUUCUCACGCCCACUACAUCAGUGAUGAGAAGGGGACUGUGGAUGUUCGUAACAGUGAAUCAGUGGGCGGGUCCUACAAGGGAGUUUUUCCUGCAGGUCUUCUGUCAACUCUUAAAGGAGUGACCAAUGCACGAGUCAGAUUAUAUAAGGAAGACCCCACGACACCCUGGAAGGUGAAGGUGACGGCAUGUGAGGGUCAUGUGACACAACAGGAAGAGCAGAAGGUGAAUGUGGUGUCAACAAUGAUGGAGCGCCACCUGAUGGGUCCCGGAGUGACCCGUGUUCGUGUCCAUCAUGGCAAAGUGCGAGGGUAUCUCUUCAUGCCCCAAGGCCCGGGCCCCUUCCCUGGCAUCAUCGACAUCUUUGGAGGCUUUGGUGGCAUUCGACAGUACAGAGCAGCGAUUUUCGCAUCCAGAGGCUUCGCUUCCUUGGCUCUCCCUUUCUUCAGUUAUGAAGACUUACCCAAAAAACAUGACAUUUAUGAACUGGACUACUUUGAAGAAGCAGUAGAGUUUCUUCUAUCUCAGCCUAGAAUCAUCCCUGACCGCUGUGCCUUGUUCUGCUCAAGUAAAGCAGCAGAAAUAAGUCUCACCAUGGCAAUACACCUGGAAAAAGUAAAAGCAGUCUUCAGUGUUUGUGGCAGUGUGGCUCCCAUGUUAACGACAAUGACUUACCGAGGGAAGGAACUUUGGAAGGGCUUACACAAUGGCUUAGAGAAAUUUGUAACAUAUGACUCUAAGAACCAGGGUAUAAUUUUUGUUGACAAAGUUAUGCAGGACUUUUUCCGCGAUGGUAACUCGUUUAUAUUACCGUGCGAGACAGCCCCAGACGACACAUACUUCUUGUUCGUUGCUGGCGACGAAGAUACGACUCGCACGGAAUACAGCGUCCAAGCGAUGGCUCACCGCAUGAAACUGCAUGGACGGGAAAAUCAGUGUCGAACUAUAGUGUACCCAGGGGUCGGUCACAUAAUAGAAAUGCCAUAUAAUACCUUCCCGGAGCACAGCUAUAAUAACGUGAAACUCCCAGGUUCCACCAAAGAAGAAAUGGUAGCAUCAUACUGGGCAGGAAAUGCUGUAGGAUUCUGCAAGGCUCAGGAGGACUUAUGGCAGCAGGCUCGGAGCUUCUUCGAACUCCACGUCCGUGACCAGAGUCACUGGUAUCAGAAUUUUCUGGAGGAAAGCUGCAGAAAGGAAAAUGAGACUUAAGUGUUACUAAAAUCAGGUCUUUGAUCCGAGUUUCUCACCGAAUUAUUUUAAGUGGGAACCACCGGCCCUAUACAGGAGACGGCUAUAUUGAUUGAUUUGAAGAAUUCCAUAUGCAUGUGUAUUGUACAUUUACUUUAGAAGUAAUUCAGAUACCACAAUGAAAACAUUACGAUUAUUUUUCAAAAGCAAUUUGAUGCAGGAGAUUAGACUAGUGUCAAUGUUCUUAUUCACUAUGCUCCCCUGUUCAAACAUUAAAUAAAAUUGAAUCUUGGAAUUUUGAAGAGUUGAGGAUUGUUUGGUACAGUAUAGGAAAACUUUUCGUGGCAGGGAAUUACACAAAGUGUUAGUCUAAGAUACAAAUUAAUUAUAGUAGGGAAUGACAGCAGAGAUAUAUGGGAUUCUACUGUAUGGGGUUGUUAAAAACAUGUUAAAUUGCUCAAAGUCUUCUUGCUAUUUUUUUUCUUUUACUGGCAUUGAACAGUAAAGAGAUGAGGAUAUCUGAUGUCUGGCACUGUAAAUUUUAUUUCAAAUUUAUGGGGAAAUCAAAAUAAAAGCUUCGUAAGAAUGAA